UAUUUAGCCGCUUUCCGAUUGCAGCCACACUAAGAACUAGGAAAAUGGAAAACAUAAGUUAAAGAAAUUUGAUUGGCAGAUUUAGCAACAAAUUGGUGAAAAGGACGUGCGAGCGACGUGACAAGAUGCCUGGCAAAGUGGGUGUGAAAAUCAAGGCGGCACGCAAUUUGCCUGUCAUGGACAAGAGCAGUGAAACGACGGACGCGUUUGUGGAAAUAAAGCUAGCCUCGGUGACCCACAAAACGGACGUAUUCCGCAAGAGCCUGAAUCCCACAUGGAACACAGACUGGUUUCGCUUCGAAGUGGAUGAUGCAGAGCUGCAGGAUGAGCCGCUGCAGAUACGACUGAUGGACUACGAUACGUAUUCGGCCAACGAUGCCAUUGGCAAGGUGAACAUUAGCUUGAAUCCCUUGUGCCUGGAGAGCUCUAGUCAGGCGGUGCACGGCAAGGGCACUGUCCUCUCCGGUUGGAUACCAGUCUUCGACACAAUGCACGGAAUACGUGGCGAAAUCAAUGUGAUAGUCAAGGUGGAUCUGUUCUCGGAUGUCAACAAGUUUCGACAAAGUUCCUGCGGAAUUCCCUUCUUCCACUCCCAAUGUGUUCCGUUUGGCUAUCGCGCCCAGGUGAUACAUGGCUUUGUCGAGGAGCUGGUGGUCAACGACGAUCCGGAGUAUCAAUGGAUUGAUAAAAUACGCACACCACGCGCCUCCAAUGAGGCGCGGCAAGUCGUCUUCCUGAAGCUGUCCGGCCAGGUGCAGCGUAGAAUGGGCCUGAAGGCCAUCAAUAUGGGUGCCAAUGCCGUGAUCGGCUACACCAAAUGCUUUGACCUCGAGGGCGAUGUGGGUGUGGUGGCGCGCGGCGUCGGCACAGCCGUCACCCUGAUCAAGGACACCAGCAGCAGUCAGCCAAAUAGCGCAGAUGUAGUGCUCAUAGAGGAACUGGCUCAAAAGUAUCUCGACUUUCUCAACUGUACGGGUGCGAGCACCGCAAGUCUGCCGCUGUCCGGACGAACGCCCCAGUAUCGUCUCAAUAUAUACAGGCAGCCCCGCUCGGUGCCCACUCCUGCUGCGGAGGCAGCAGCGGCAGCAACGCUAUUCUAUCUGGAAAGCGGCAGCAGCGACACAGAGGAUGCGGAUCUCAUGCAGAACUUGAUCAAGCAGGAGGACGAGCGUGGCGAACGGUGUCGCGAGAAGAAGCUAACGCAUCGGAUGCGCCGCCUAACCCUCUCCUCGCGCAAUGUGUUCAGCGAGAAGUAUGCCACGCUGAUCAGACGCAUCGAGCCGAAGAUACCCGAGAAUGCCACCCAAUCGCUGAGCAGCAUCUUUGGCGGCAGCGGCGGAGCAGCCACGGCACCGUCCAGCUUCCGGCAGCGGCGUCGCAGGUCGCGAUUUCCCAUGAACAUGAAGGCCAGUCCCCCGAAUAUUGUGCGCUCCAUAAGCAACGAUACGGGCGUUCGUCCCAGCCAUGUGGCGGCCAGCCAAAGCUUUCUGACUGUACCCGGACUGACGGAGUUUCAGGAGAAUACGCGCUCAGCCCCGGACUUGCCGGUGGACGAGUUUCUUCAGCUGAAGAGCGGGCGCUCCUCUACGUACUCCACUGAUUCGGAGGAGUCAUUGCGAUUGGCUUUGUUGGCACCUGGCAGCAACGGGGAGGAGUCCCUGGAUGAGGAGAAUCUGCAGGACAACUGGAUUAGGCCGGGAGAGACACGCAGCUGUGAGAAUAGUCAGCCGGAUUUGGGCCCGAAGCACCACAACUUGCUGGAGGAUUUGAGGGGUUUCUCGCGACGCCUGCAGCAGUUGAUGCACCUCAAGCCAAAGAACAGUCCGCUCGAGCUGAAGCCCAAGCAUCCGUCCUUUAUGCUCUCAAUGGAACGGAAGCCGUACUACAGUUCACAUCCCGAGCUGCCGACCUGCUGCAGCGAUGAGGCAUGGCUGGGCUCCGGCCUGAGCACAUCCUCCUCCAUGCUGCAGCUGAAUCAUUUGCCGAGCUACGAGAAGAUCAUGCAGCGCAGUGUUUCAUUCAAUCAUUUAGGCACAGGCACAGCAACAGGCUCAGCAACAGCCACUGCACUGCCGAUGCUAGAUGAAGUAGCAGCACCUUUGCCUUUGCCUCUGCCUCCUGUACCACCGAACACGUUGCUGCUGAAUGCACCAGAGCUGCGUGUUUGCCCCUCGACCCCCACACCCCAGACACCCACAAAGUCCGAGCUACUAGACUCCACCUACUCCUCCGCCUUUGAUUUUAAUCCUUUUGUUAUUGUUGCCAAAUUAGAUCAUUCUGUAAAUAUCUCUAAUAGUACUAACCUUAGUAACAACAAUAAUGAACCAUCAUUGCUUGCUCCAUUUGCCAUACAAAAACAACAACAACUACGACAACAACAACAACCUAGGUCCAGCACUGACAUCCAACAGCAGACAGUAGCAGGAGGAGGAGCAGGAGCAGGAGCAGCCGCUCAAGCCACACCACCACCACCACCAGCAACUGCAACUGGAACAUCAGGCUGGCGCCUACCCUCGCCAGUGAACAGCAGUCGCCUUAAGAUGACGCCCAGUCCAUCCAAGAGCGGUAUAUCGGCGGCAACAAAUGCAGACAGUGCUUCCACAUCGACCGCAUCGACGGCCACCACCAUGGUGCCGGCCACCGUUGGAGAGAUCUGUCGUCGCUCCUCCGACUCCGAUUUGAGUGUCACACCGAAAGGAAACUCAAUUUGUGUGGCCAGCGAGCGACUGGUGGCCGCCACGGCAAUGAUGCGUCUAACGCAGCCCGCUGUCGGCGCCAAGGCAGGCACCGCCGCGGAUAGCCUGGACAUGCUGGAGUAUCCGUUUCUGACCAUGACAAAAUACCCAACGGGCUUCAUCCUCCACCUGGGUGCAACAGUGGCGGCCAGUUCGGUGAAGUUGCUGGAGCGUGUGCCUAAUCCGGAUGAGCCAGAAGUGCGGGACAGCUGGUGGACGGAGUUGCGCAUGGAGAUCCGUUCGCAUGCCCGUUCCCUGGGCUGUAAUGUGGUCCUGGGCUAUGCGGAGACGACAACCAUAUCCGACGAUGUCUGUGUUUUAUCUGCCACUGGAACUGCGGCCGUCAUCAACAUGGUCUUCAAUCGUUCGGUCUCGCAAACCGAUCUCUACGCCAUGUCCAAGGCCACGACGGGCAACGCCAUGUCCAAUUCCCUGGAGGAGGCAAAUGGCAGCAGCAGCGGAGAGCCGAGUGCCAGCAAGGACAGCGGCUCGGUGGGCACGGGCAACAGUUCGGGGGGCAAGCGUUAUGGCAUGCCGCCGCUAAAUGGUCCGCGCAACGCCUGUGCCAUCUGCCACAUACCGUACAACCUCAGCUCGGUGCCGUUCAAUGUGAAGAUGAAGAAGUGCGCCAUUUGCCGCAAGGGACGCGUGCCAGAUGUUUUGCUUGCCACGCUGGAGGUGCCCGAGUACAUGCAGGUCACUGGACGCGGUUGCUUCAUGCAGGCCCAGGUGGUGCGCGCCAAGCGGGAUCUGCGGGCUGCCGAGCUGAAUGCCAAGGAGAUAUCCGAUGGUCUGCCAUUUCUGGAGUACGAACUGCACCGCGUGCUGAUCAACAAGCUCAAGGCCAAGGGCAUGAAUGCCAUCUUCGGACUGCGCACUCAGGUGGCCAUUGGUGAGCGCAUGAUAGCGUUAAUAGCCACGGGCACGGCACUCUUCCUCACGGCCCUGCCAGUGCCGCAGGUGCCGAAAAUUGUCGCCGGCACCUCGUGGACGGACAAGCAGAAGCUAAAUGAGCUGCAAAAGAAACUGCAGGAGACGUUCGAGCGCAAUCAGGAGAUCUAUCAGCUGAAGAGCUUGGAUCCCGACCUGGCCGCGAAUACGGCAACGGCAACGGGAGCCUCUGGUGGCGCCACUGGCGAUAAGCAGUCGGACACAGACGAUUCGGAUGAGGAGGAAAUGAACGAAAUCGAUUUGAAUUGCGGCAACAAAGAGCUCUGUGUACUGGAGGUGGAUGAUAUAGAGGAUCUGGAGAUUAUAUCGCUGCUCAUGGAACCGUAUCCCCCCGAGGGCUUUCACGUGGUCAACACACAGCAGGUGCCGGGCAUGCACGAAAUGGAUGCGGUGAAGAAUCUACAGAUGUUCACGCAAGUGUGGCGCGCACGUCUUGAGGUUGGGCAGAGUGUCAAUGGGUUUCCCAAGCACUUUCAGCGUCUGCUGCAGACCAUCUACUUUAAGCUGCGCACCAUGAUACCCUGUGCCAUUUGCGAUCUACGCUUUAGGCUGGAACUGCCCGAAUCGGAUCAAAUUCAACUUCUGGUCACUGGCAUGGCCAUGGGACUGAGCGAUGCCAAUAAAAUGAAAUAUCGUCGACGACCGGCGCAACUGCAACAGCAGCAGAAUGGCUUCCAUGAGGCUGCCACAAUAGUGCAUGAGGCUCAUUCACAGCCAGAGCUGACAAAUGGCAAACGAAUGCUGCAGGAAGAGGAUUAUAUUUUCCCGCUGGACGAGGAUCAAAUGGUGGACACACCGACACCAACCAGCACGGCCAUACCGCCGUUUGGCAUGAGCUCGUUCAAAAUGCGCAAAACAUCGCCAUCACGUCUCGGCCAGCUCGCGUCGGGAUUGACGCCGUCCUCCACAGGUGUCAAGUCGCUGAACUUGGGCACAGCAGUCAACAGGAAUCGAUAUUUCCCAUUGCGCGAUCGCUAUGGCGUGGAUUUAACGCCGCUGAGUUUUAUACCCGGCGGCCGCAUUGAAAAGUAUUUGGGUAACCUGAACUUCUUCUUUAUACGGGAGAGCACUUCCAUACGCGAAAUAGGCGGCAUUAGUGGCUUUGUGCAUGGCUUCAUCACCGAACUGCUGGCAGUGGUGCGGGCCCACAUAGCAUCGUUGGGUGGCAAUGCCAUGGUCUCCUUCUACAUCACCGAACUGAUUUUGUUCGACAAUCAGCACAAGAAUCAGGGCCAGUGCUUGAUUAGCAUUGGUGGCGAUGCCGUUUAUGUUAGCUAUUAUUCCGAUGACUGAUAUAAGCGCCUGAGGGGCAUCUAGCGUUUGUUCUACGCUAAUCGCCCUAAAAGUCUCUGCUGCUGAUGCCAACUCUCUCUCUGUCUCUCCCUAUUUGUCUGUCUCUCUAUUUGCUUACGCAUUGGUCGGAUCUGUGUCCCAUGCCUAGGCGCUGCUCUAGUUCACAUUUAUCAAGUACUUACACAGUUGGCUCUCUCUUAACGCGCUUUAGCGGAUGCAAUAUUCGAACUGUGACGAAACGUUCUUUUUACUUAACUUAGUAGUUUGAAUUUAUUUUUUUGGUCUUUGUUAUAAUUGUUUGCCCUACAAAUGUUUUUAGUGUUUAAAGUUUAAACAAAAACCAAUCGCAAUUUCUGUACAUAGUGGAUGUUUAUUGAAUUUAGAACACAAUACACACGAUACAAGGAUACAUACAUAUAUGAUAUAUGAUGGCAUAUGAUAUACGACGACACGAUAUAUACAACUUGUUGCAACACCUAAAACACAUGACACUCUUGGAGCCUCCCGUUGUAUCUGUAUCUGUACAGAAGAGGCCCGCCUAGACGACAGCAUAUGUAAAAUACAAUACACACAACAUACACACACAAAUAUUUGCAAAUAAAACCUUUGCUCAAUUAGUUAGUUUAA
Molecule: messenger RNA, 5606 nt
Organism: Drosophila obscura
Lineage: Eukaryota; Metazoa; Arthropoda; Insecta; Diptera; Drosophilidae
Product: C2 domain-containing protein 5
Exons: 10
Coding region: 126-4979 (1617 amino acids)
Biological process (GO): positive regulation of D-glucose transmembrane transport; intracellular protein transmembrane transport; positive regulation of protein targeting to membrane
Cellular component (GO): plasma membrane
Molecular function (GO): calcium ion binding; calcium-dependent phospholipid binding
Source: RefSeq, a predicted model, not a curated record